ACAGCUGAUCAACUGAGUCUGGCAGAACACUCAUACCCAAUAGCAGACCUACAGCAACGAUACAACCACUUAAAGGGUCUUCCACUACAACCUGUUCAUAAAGCAUUCCCUCUCUUGUUGAUUGGAGCUGAUCAUCCACACUUGAUCACCCCUAUUGCACCUGUGCGCCUUGGACCACCAGGGGGUCCUGCAGCAGUUAAGACCAGAUUAGGGUGGACAUUACAAGGUCCAGCGCAACUACUUAAGGAGAACCUGCAACCACAGCAAUGCCUUCAUAUUACCCUCACCCCUUCAAUGUCUGAACUUUUCAGAAAUGUUGAAAGACUCUGGCAAACAGACAUCAUACCUUACAGAAAUGAGAGACUCCUAACAAGGUCUAAACAAGAUCAAGAUGCCAUAGAUCUACUGCAUGCAAAACGAUAAAGGUAAUGGUAGAUGGUGUAAACCGCUAUGCCACACCACUGUUACGCAAGAAAGAUAUGCCUUGUCUACAAGCAUACCAAGAAGCUGUUAUGCCGAGUUUACGAAGCAUUGAAAGACGUCUGUCAAAGGACUCUACAAAGGCAGCUGCAUACAAUGAAGAAAUUAAAAAAUUGGAGGAGGCUGGAUAUGUUGUUAAGUUACCAGCAGAAACAAUCACCUCCUCUGAAGAAUCUUGGUUUAUUCCUCACCAUCUGGUUCAGCAUAAUGGUAAGAACCGGGUUGUAUUCAAUUGCUCCUUUAAAUAUCAUGGACAUAGCCUGAAUGAAUACCUGCUCCCUGGGCCAGCCCUCAGUCCGUCCCUAUUAGGAGUGCUCUUACGUUUUAGGGAACAUCCUGUAGCAGUAGGUAGCGACAUUAAAGGAAUGUUUCACCAAAUCCGCCUUUUACCUGCAGAUAAACCUCUUCUCCGUUUUGUAUGGCGUAAUUUGGAAAGUAGCAUUUCCCCCCUUAUCUAUGAAUGGCAAGUACUUCCCUUUGGCACCACCUGUAGUCCUUGUUGUGCCAUUUUUGCUCUUCAACGACAUGUAAUGGACAACACUGAAUCAGGGGAUGAGAUCCGAUCCUUAGUUGAAAGGAACUUCUAUGUAGACAACUAUUUGCAGAGUCUACCAUCAACCCAGAGGGCAAAGCAACUGAUAGACAAACUAAGAGAUCUUUUGUUAAAUGGUGGAUUUGACCUUCGUCAAUGGACUAGCAAUUUUCCCAAGAUACUAGAACAUCUGCCACAAGAAGCUCGUUCAAUCAGUACAGAACUCUGGUUGUCUCAGGAUCGAUCAGAUUCCACAGAAUCCACUUUAGGCUUGAAGUGGCAUUGUUCCUCAGACACGUUCAAGUACAAGUCUCAUCCAGUGCAGAAGACAACGGUUACUAUGCCACAUAUACAGAGUACUCGCCAGUCAGUAUGAUCCUUUGGGGUAUAUUCUUCCAUUCACCACACGUGCCAAAGUCCUGGUCCAGAAAUUGUGGGAUAAACAAAGAGAUUGGGAUGACCCUAUGUUGCCUGAAGAUCUAUUAAGAGCCUGGAAUGAAUGGGAAGGAGAACUUCACGCUCUGAAUAAUAUUAGUAUCCCAAGAUGUUAUACGCCUGUUGAUAUGGACUUAUUCCCUAUUACCAGACAGAUUCACAUAUUCUGU
Messenger RNA from Polypterus senegalus (gray bichir), 1617 nucleotides. RefSeq lists its product as uncharacterized. Lineage: Eukaryota; Metazoa; Chordata; Cladistia; Polypteriformes; Polypteridae. The coding region runs from base 429 to 1388 and encodes 319 amino acids. The record is from RefSeq and is a predicted model, not a curated record. The transcript has a single exon.